Symphalangus syndactylus (siamang) is the source of this 1237-nucleotide messenger RNA. Its product is annotated as homeobox protein Hox-B8-like. The record is from RefSeq and is a predicted model, not a curated record. Gene Ontology annotation, cellular component: nucleus. Gene Ontology annotation, biological process: regulation of transcription by RNA polymerase II. Gene Ontology annotation, molecular function: DNA-binding transcription factor activity, RNA polymerase II-specific; RNA polymerase II transcription regulatory region sequence-specific DNA binding. NCBI's taxonomy places the organism in Eukaryota, Metazoa, Chordata, Mammalia, Primates, Hylobatidae.
CUACCAUGAAAGACUUCAGAGUCCAGGAAGAGAGACUGACUGGGCAACAUCUUAUUCAGUCCACAUCCUUCACAGUUUGGAGAGGCCAUGGCUGGGUAGACCUAUAAAUGAAUCUUCUGGAGUCUUUGAGAAGGAAGAUGAACCUUCUUCAAGAUACCCACCAAGUUCGUUCCAGUUCCUGAUGCCAAUGUAUAGUUGGCUGAGAAUCAGUCACAUGGAAGCCGCCGGACGCAGGCGAGGCCGACAGACCUACAGCUGCUACCAGACCCUGGAGCUGGAGAAGGAGUUCCUAUUUAAUCCCUACCUGACUCGCAAGCGGCAAAUCGAGGUAUCGCACGCGCUGGGACUGAAAGAGGUCAAAAUCUGGUUCCGGGACCGGGGGAGGAAGUGGAAAAAAGAGAACAAAAAAGACAAGUUCCCCAGCAGGAAAUGCGAGCAGGAAGAGCUGGAGAAACAGAAGCUGGAGCGGCCCCGGAGGCGGCGGACGAGGGCGAUGCGCAGAAGGGCGACAAGAAGUAGGCUCCACCUGGGACUGCCAGGGCCGCAACCGCCAGCGCCGCCGCGGCGCGCCCCUGCCCGAGAGAGCUCUGGCCUCGCUAGCCGGGCCAGGAGCCGGGCUUCCCACCGCAGCGUCCCCCGCCGGGCCAGUCCCCGCUAGUGGUAGUAUCUCGUAAUACCUUCUGUGUAUGAGCUACCGUGGAUCUCAUUGCCUUCUCUUGGGGGCCAGGGGGGAAGAAAAGGAUUUAAGCAAGGACUUUAUCGCCCCGUGAGGGUGAGCGGCCAAGGCCCGGCUGAGCCCCCCGUGCCCCUCCCCACCCCGUGUAAAAAGCCUCCUUGUGCAAUGGUAUUUUUUUCCUUUGAACAUGCUUCUUUGUAAUGACUGAGGUGCCGAUUUCAGCUAAGUUCUCCCAACAACAUGAAACUGCUUAUUCACGCCGUAAUUCUUUCUGUCUCCUCUCUCUCUGUCUCUCUUGCUGCGUCCUCAUUUCCCCUCCCAAUCCUUUCUCCCCGCUGCACCCCCCGAGCUCGCUGGCUUUCUCUCUGGCUUCUCUCUUUUCCUCCUCCACCUUUGGUUUGACAAUUUUGUCUUAAGUGUUACUCAGAAGAAGUUAGCAUGCGCACUGUGGGCAAUUGUUACAAGUGUUCUUAGGUUUACUGUGAAGAGAAUGUAUCCUGUAUCCGUGAAUUGCUUUACUGGGGGGAGGGAGGGCUAAUUAUAUAUUUUAUUUUUCCUCUA